GGUUUAGGCUCUAAUGCUUCAGCGGACGCUGUGUUCCCGUUGUCUGCAACCUCUGCGCGCUUAUUCGGCUUCACCUGUGGAUGGAAAAAAGAGAUUGAAGGACGGCCCAACGUUUGCGGACUUUGUCAGCUCAAGCAGUAUCGAGGAAGCUAUCUCCAAAUAUGAAGGCAAGUUGAAACUUGAGAAAGGAGAUCGGCGAUUACGACUGCCAACAUGGCUGAAGAAGGAACAAGUACUUCCAAGUGAAAAUGAAGGUGUUGCUCGUAUGAAAAAGCAGUUGAAGGGACUCGGAUUAGCCACAGUUUGUCAAGAAGCUAGAUGUCCGAACUUGGGUGAAUGCUGGGGCGGAUCGAAGGACACUCUGUCUACUGCGACAAUAUUACUUAUGGGAGACACAUGUACUCGUGGAUGCAGAUUCUGUUCCGUGAAAACCGCUAGGAAACCUCCUCCUCUUGAUCCCAAAGAACCAGAAAACACAGCUGAAGCGGUCAAGUCGUGGAAUGUUGACUAUAUAGUUUUAACUUCUGUUGAUAGGGACGAUAUUGAAGAUGGUGGUGCUUCUCAUUUGCAGAGGACGGUGCAACUAAUGAAGAAGGAAAGACCGGAGUUGUUGAUCGAAUGUCUACUUCCGGAUUUUGCUGGUCGCAAUGAAAGUAUUGACAUGAUGGCAUUAAGUGGACUUGACGUAUAUGCGCACAACCUGGAAACAGUGGAGCGUCUUACACCAUGGGUCCGCGAUCCUCGGGCAAAGUAUAAACAGUCGCUUGAAGGUUUACUGCGGGCUAAGACGACAAACCCAAAAGUUAUAACGAAGACAUCAAUCAUGCUUGGCUUGGGAGAAGAAGAACAAGAGGUCAUGCAGUGCCUUAAAGACCUGAGAGAGCACAAAGUUGAUGUUGUAACUUUCGGUCAAUAUAUGCAACCUACGAAGCGACACUUGCUUGUCAAAGAAUGGAUCACACCACAAAAAUUCGAUAAGUGGGCAGAGGUUGCUCGCAAGAUGGGCUUCCUUUAUGUUGCUUCUGGACCACUUGUACGAUCCUCAUACAAAGCAGGAGAAUUUUACUUGAAGAAUGUUCUGCGAAAGAGACAUGCGGAUGACAAGAUCUCACAGGCAGCCUAGAAAUUUAUGCAUGUAUGAAUUUUAUGAAAGCGUGGGCCCGCUUUAUUGGCCUAUAG
Messenger RNA from Cylicocyclus nassatus, 1179 nucleotides. The record is from the annotation of a GenBank genome assembly. Lineage: Eukaryota; Metazoa; Nematoda; Chromadorea; Rhabditida; Strongylidae.